AUGGAUGAACAAAUUCCAACAUUUUUGGCAGUUACAGGAGUAGAGGAUGAAGCAGUGGCAAAGCAAUUUCUAGAAAUCACUGGUGGUAAUCUAGACAUGGCGGUCACUUUGUACAUGGAAUCUGGCCAGCAGGGAAAUACAGGUAACGCAUCCGGCACUUCUGGUGUGCUGCACAAUCUAGAUGACGAAGCAUAUGCGAAACAACUACAAGAACAAGCUUAUGGUGCCUCAGCCCAGGAUAACGUGCGUGAAGCUGAUGCAAAUGUGCACAGACACGAAACAUUGAUGGACUCAUUUGGUCCAGGACCAAGUAUGUUUGGUCAAAUGCAGAGACAAGCCGACUUGUUUGGACAAAGACAGCAAGGUAUAUUCCAUCAAGGAUUUGACUUUACCAACCGCGCAUCGCGCUCCAUUAAUUCCUAUAACGCAUAUGAUGACGAUAUUGAUGAUGAAGACCCCGAAGAGGAAGAAGAUGAAGAAGAAGGCGAGGGAGAAGAAGAGGAAGGGGAGGACUACGAAUUUAAUUAUGGUAAUGGUAAUGUUAAUGGUGGUAUAGAUUAUGAAGAUGCCGAAUACGGACAUCAAAACCGAGGCAACCACCAUGAUAUACAAAUCUUGGACUCUGAUGAUGAUGAUGAUGAUUCGGACAAUCAAGAAAAUAUUAUUCGACCAACAAGAACUGUUGGUAGACGGAGGCGACUUCGAAAUCAACGAGAUUCAAAUUUAACAUCUGUGCAACGAAGACUCGCUAACUUAUUCCGUCCACCAUUUGACAUUAUAAGUGUCCUCACAAUAGACCAGGCUCGAGCCGUUGCCAAGACAGAGAAUAAAUGGAUUCUUGUCAAUAUCCAGGAUUCUUCUGAGUUCCAAUCACAAGUGCUAAAUCGUGAUUUCUGGUCCAAUGCAAGAAUAAAGCAAAUAGUUAAAGAUGAAUUCAUUUUCUUGCAAUAUCAAAAGGAUUCAUUUGAUGGAGAGUCAUACGUUAACUUUUAUCAUGUUGAGCAAAUGCCUCAUAUUGCUAUCUUAGAUCCCUUGACGGGUGAAAGAGUUUAUAAAUGGAAAGAGGGCGAGGUGCCACAAGUUGAAAAUUGGAUUAGUGAUGUCGAUCAAUUCUUGACAGAAUUUUCCUUGGCCCCAGGGUCGAGCAACCCCAUUGUAAAGCACGAAAGAAAAAUUGAUCCUGAUAGUUUGACUGAAGAGCAGCAGAUCGAAUUGGCUAUGAAACAAAGCGUUAUGGACAACAAUGCAAACAACGGUACAACCAUUGAUAAAGCAAUUUCACUUGAUUCGGAUAGUGAUAUUGACAGUAUUAAUGAUAAUGAUGCGCGAGAAGAAGAACGUGAUGAUGAUUAUGACGAUGACGAUGACGAUGGUGAUGAUAAUGAUAAUUAUAAUGAUGGAGAAAAAAGCAAUACUCGAGGUUUUCAAGAAAAUGACGACUUGGCUAAGAAAAGCACACCAUUAAAACCACUGGACCCAUUCGAUGCUAUAGUCCCUCAAAACCAUUCCGAGCCUGCUGAAGGUGCCAUUACAAGAGUACAAAUUCGAUUUCCCAAUGGUAAACGACUUGUUCGGAAACUUGCAAUGCAUGAUAAAGUAGUUGUCCUAUUUGAAUGGUUGAAAUAUGUUUUGCAAGAUUCAGCAGAGGAAUAUGGAUUAGAUAUUGGGCAAGGUAAUAGAUUCGUUCUUUCAAAUAGCUCGAACAAGGCAUUCAAAUUUAUAGAGAAUUUGCAGGCGACUAUUGAAGACGCCAAUUUGAAAAAUGCCAGCAUCUUAUUAGAAAAGGAUUAA
This is a messenger RNA of Lodderomyces elongisporus, 1791 nucleotides long. RefSeq lists its product as uncharacterized. Gene Ontology annotation, biological process: proteasome-mediated ubiquitin-dependent protein catabolic process. Lineage: Eukaryota; Fungi; Ascomycota; Pichiomycetes; Serinales; Debaryomycetaceae. Bases 1 to 1791 code for a protein of 596 amino acids. The record is from RefSeq and is a predicted model, not a curated record. Gene Ontology annotation, molecular function: ubiquitin binding. The transcript has a single exon. Gene Ontology annotation, cellular component: nucleus.